AUGAAUAAGGAGAAUAAAAAGAAAAACGACAAACUUAGUCAUGUUUUUACUCCUAAACCACAAACUAGGACGACUGCGAAAACUUCUCGAUUAGAAUCCUUAAUUCCUUCAAAUAAUACAACUACUCAAAAAGAUAUGAAACAGCAACAAAAUAAUACUAAUCAACAAGAAGAGCGUCGUCGUUUGUUAGAAGAAUUUAGACGUAAAAAAGCGGAGAAACUAAAGUUACAAAAUAAUAAAGGGAAGGAUAAGCCAGUUGUAAAAAAAAAAACUGAAGAAAAACAUCAUUUCACCCGUUCUAUGACAAAAGCUGAAAUAAAAAGUGCGAAUGAAUAUUUGCAACAAUCAUCGUUGAAUAAUGAUGAACCAGAUUUAAAUAAAUAUCAAACACGAAAUUCUAUUAAACAUUUAUCUCAAAAAUCAGCACAAGAUACAUCUUUGGUUCCUUUGGAACCCAUAGAUAAUAAAGAUCAGUCUGAUUCAUCUUCAAUAAAUCAACCAACUGAAAAGGGGAAAAUUAAAUCAGAUGAAGUUACUAAAAGACCUAGUCAGAUUCAUUCCUCAAUACAUUCAAGCCCUGCAAUUAAAGCAUCUGGAAAGCCUCAAAGAAUAAGAACGAAAUCAAUAACUCAUGAUAGUACUGAUGAGAUUGAUAAUAUUAAAAAAAGUCAAAGUGUAAUGACUUUUGCGGAAAACGACAUGGCCAGUACUCCUGCUGAUUCACUUUCAAAAGCUUUGAGCCCUGCAAUUAAAGUAUCUGGAAAGCUUCAAAAGAAAAGAGUAAAACCAAUAACCUAUGAAAAUGCUGAUGGAAUCGUUAAGAGUAAAGAAAAUCAAGGUGACAUGAUGGUUGCGGAAAGUGACAUGUUUAGCACUCCUGUUGCUUCACCUUCAAAAGCUUUGAACCCUGCAAUUAAGGUAUCCGGAAAGCUUCAAAGGAUAAUGGUAAAACCAAUGGCUGACAAUACUGAUGGGAUCGUUAAUAGUAAAAAAAGCCAACGUGUAAAGUUUGCGGAAAGUGCCAUGUAUACCACUUCUACUAAUUCACCUUCAAAACUUUUGAGCCCUGCAAUUAAGGUAUCUGGAAAGCCUCAAAGAGUAAAUGUGAAACCAAUAACUAAUGAAAAUCCUGAUGAAAUCGUCAAUAAUACAAAAAGUCGAAAUUUAAUACUGUCUGCGGAGAGUGACACGCAUAACACUCCUGCCAGUUCACCUUCAAUUUCCUUAUUGAAAGUUUCUCAUAAACGUUCACCUAACCCUUUUAUUUCAACAUUUGGAAAAGCUCAAAGAAUGAAGGAAAUUGAUGAUGCUACUAAGGUUAAGGAACCAAUACUUAAAUUAGCAACACCUAAAAUUUACAACACACCACAAAUAUCACAAACUCCUCCAUCGACUAUACUCUUCACCAAAGAACCGUUAGGCAAUAGUAUUCGACGUAGUGAAUUCAUAUAUGAUUCUAAAGAUAAUGUUUCUAGUUCUUCGUCGCGUUUACCAAAAUUAACACGUCUGACAUCUAAACAUUCUCCGGCCAUUAACCCUAUAAUUUCAUCAUUUGGGAAAGCUCAAAGAAUUAAAGUUGUAAGAGAUGAAGAUAAUGAGGAUACUGAUUUUCUCACACCUAAAGUAUCAGACUAUACAAGUGAUACUACAAAUGAAGAGAAUAGUAAUGAUGGUGCUAAGGCAAGACAUUUCUUUUCUAUCUUGGCGGCAACACCUUUUAAAGCACCGGUUAAGAAAACUGGUAGAUUGUUGGAUUUUUCGCAAGUUAAAAAAUCAAGUGUCGAUGAUUCCUUCCUCGACCAAAAGGAAGACAAAUGUGUUAGUGAACUCAUAUGUAUGGAAAAUGGUUCUUCAAUUACCGAAAAUUGGCAAACGCCUGAAUUACAAAAAACUAGUGAAACGACGUCUCCGUUCCUUAAAGACAUUUCGAUUCAAACAUCACCUUUUUUGUUAAACCAAGAUAAAUCUAAACCUGACUUUGACAAAUGGACAAAGCAUUAUGUGUUAAUCGUGUAUGAACCUGAUACGUAUGAUAUAAAAUAUAAACAAGUCGUUCCAAUCCCAACUAUUUCUUUUUUUUCCAUUAAAGAUGCCGUUCAUGUAUCCUGGACGGGAUCAGAAUUGUUGGCACGAGCGAUGUUUUAUAUCUUAGAAGCAGAUUGGCCUGCUCACUCCAAAAAGGUUGGAAUUUCAAAGAAGAAAAUUCCACCAUGUGAAAAAGCUGAAUAUUGGAUUGAAAGAGCUAAAUUUGAGGAACGUUGUAUGCAUUAUGAAGAAGCUUUACGAUUAUAUGAGAAGGCUGAAGAACUGAGCGCAAAGCCUGCCCAGUUAGUCAAGGAGGAACGGGAGAAAUUCUUGGCCAGAAUAUGUUCAUUGUUCGAAUCAAUUCCUAAUCUAGAACAUGAAGAGUUAUUGGUGUAUCAAGAUGAUUUUGACGAAAAUAAUUAUUAUUGGGAUGAUAAAGAUGAUUUGUUAGAUGACGACUUGUCUGCAUUACUUGAAUAUGAAAGUUGCAUAUUUAAUGAAAACAACGAAUUCAACGAACAAUCGCAAACAAGUCGUAAUGAUAUCAUUGUAAGCAAGGAUUUUGUUGAGGGUUUGGAUGAUUCAUCGUUCAAUAUUCAAAUGAAGAGAAAAGCGAGAAAAAAUGAUAAUUUUGAACAAGAAACUCCUAAAUCAAUUGAUUCUUCUUUGACUUUAUUAACCACAGUUAAAGCAAACAAGAAGGAAAGAGAAGAAUUUGGAGUUGAAAAGGUUAUAACUCCUGUGAGACGAUCCGCAAGAAUUCAAAAAAGUUCGUAUUCUGAUGAUGAACAUCAAACUCCGGAAGAUCGAGAAAUCGCAAUUUUAUUAGAAGAAAGUGGUAUAACUUACGUCCCCAAUCGAGCUUUAUAUUACAAUAAAAAUUUAACACCUUUGAAGAGGUCAUCCAAAAAGAACAAUGAACAAGAAAGUGAUAUUGAUAAUGUGGUUGUAAUGAAACAGAAAACAAUGUCAGGUAAAAAGACUGUUACUUGGGAAGAUUUAAAGAAAUAA
Molecule: messenger RNA, 3036 nt
Organism: Funneliformis geosporum
Lineage: Eukaryota; Fungi; Glomeromycota; Glomeromycetes; Glomerales; Glomeraceae
Source: the annotation of a GenBank genome assembly